AAGCAGACGGAGUUUCAGCGGCCACCCUUACCACCCACUUCCUUUCUGUCCGACAUCUUAUCUUGGAGGCGGCAGCUUCUGGAGUUCCUGAAGCCUCACCAUGCCGCCCAAAGACGAUAAGAAGAAGAAAGAUGCCGGCAAGUCGGCCAAGAAGGACAAAGAUCCCGUGAACAAGUCUGGGGGCAAGGCUAAGAAGAAGAAGUGGUCCAAGGGAAAAGUUCGAGACAAGCUCAAUAAUCUGGUUCUGUUUGACAAAGCAACCUACGACAAACUCUGCAAGGAGGUCCCUAACUAUAAACUUAUCACCCCAGCAGUAGUCUCAGAGAGACUGAAGAUCCGGGGUUCUUUAGCCCGGGCAGCCCUCCAGGAACUGCUUAGUAAAGGUCUGAUUAAGCUAGUUUCCAAACACAGAGCACAAGUGAUCUAUACCAGGAACACCAAGGGUGGAGAUGCUCCAGCUGCUGAAGAUGCAUGAAAUGGUUCAACAUUUGUGUACAUUUUCAAAAAUAAAUUUAUUCAACUAAAACCUAGUGCUGUGUUUCCUGGGGCCACAACUGAAUUGGAUUGUGUUAGAAAAAAACAAAUUUUAUUUACAAUGACCAUAAUAUUGCUAAGUUGUGAAUAAAAUUCAGCCCCCACGUAGUCCCACUUGAUGAUAGGCUACUGCUUUGUUUCCGCUUUGAAUUGAUGGCUGGAAAGAAAGAAAAAUUUCAAAGAUGAGGGUUGAGUUUAAAAAAAAAAAAGCUGAAA
Molecule: messenger RNA, 750 nt
Organism: Vombatus ursinus (common wombat)
Lineage: Eukaryota; Metazoa; Chordata; Mammalia; Diprotodontia; Vombatidae
Gene: RPS25
Product: ribosomal protein S25
Exons: 5
Coding region: 101-475 (124 amino acids)
Cellular component (GO): cytosolic small ribosomal subunit
Molecular function (GO): structural constituent of ribosome
Source: RefSeq, a predicted model, not a curated record